Messenger RNA from Amyelois transitella, 2115 nucleotides. RefSeq names its product peroxisomal biogenesis factor 3 (gene Pex3). Bases 514 to 1632 code for a protein of 372 amino acids. Gene Ontology annotation, molecular function: protein-macromolecule adaptor activity. Lineage: Eukaryota; Metazoa; Arthropoda; Insecta; Lepidoptera; Pyralidae. The record is from RefSeq and is a predicted model, not a curated record. Gene Ontology annotation, biological process: protein import into peroxisome membrane. The transcript has 2 exons. Gene Ontology annotation, cellular component: peroxisomal membrane.
CCACUGUCACUGUCAUUCAAUCAGUGGUUGAUAUUUCCGUUUCAUUUUCAUUGAAAUGAAAUGGAUUAAUAAGUUUUCUUUACCAAAACCUUUAUCCAUUUUAGUGUUCACAAAAUGCAUGUUUUAUUUAUUUAAUCGAGUAUAACUGCGAAGUAAAUAAGUGAGAGGUAUUUCAAUAUUAGCAAGUGCAAAAUAAUUUUGAUUUGUAAAUUGAUUAUGACCGAAACAGAAAGUGUUGACCCACAAUUGCAAGAUUUCAUCCUAGCCGAAACGCAAAAACAACGUUUUCAGGUUCUGGUUCAUGGUCUGACUGACACAUGUUGGGACACUUGCAUGGGACGUCCAUCCAAUCGGCUGGACUCAAAAACUGAAGUGUGCAUCAUGAACUGUGUGGAAAGAUUUAUUGACGCUACCACAUUCAUUACUAAACGUCUUAUGAACACUACCAAAUACAGAUCAGAUUCACCUCUUGAGUUCCAGUAACCUGAAAACUCUAUACCAAAAAAAUACAUAAUGUUUUCAAGUGUAAGAAACUUUCUGCACAGACAUCGAAGGAAGUUCAUUAUCACCGGUGCAGUGUUUGGUGGACUGUACUUACUAACAAGCUAUGCUCAAAAGAAACUCAGAGAAUGGCAAGAAAAAGAAGCCAAAAAGUUUUUUGAAAUGACCAGGAAAAAGCAACACUUUGAAAGUACUGAGCGCACUUGCAACCAGACUAUCCUGUCGCUAUCGAAAAUUGUGUCAGAGAGUAUUUUGAAAGUUUUGAAUACUGAAGAAAUUGUUCAAAAAUUGCAGGAAAAUCCAGAUAAUAAACUGGCACUAUGGGAACAAUUAAAGAUAAUGAUCUUUACGAGAAUCUGUGUUCUAGUGUAUGCUCUCUGUAUAUUGCAAGUGACACUGAGAGUGCAGCUGAACGUGAUAGGAGGUUACCUCUACAGGGACUCAGUGCAUGAAGAGGAAUUGCUUGUAGACAGCGAGCUACAAGCCAAGUAUUUGUCUCUUUGUCAUCAUUUUGUGGGUGAAGGAGUAGAGGAUUUGAUCAAACAAAUUGAAAAGGCUGUCAAGAAAGUUGUUGAACCUGUUUCCUUGAAAAAGAAGAUUACUCUUCAGGAAGUGGAGCAGAUGUUUUGGUCUAUACAAACAAUAUUGUGCACUGACACAGCUGAGGGUGAUCCAGUCAAGAAAAUGGUCCACUACCUAGUUGGUCACAUUGAAACAAAUGAAGCAAGACUAGAUACCAUAGUGACAGAGACUAUAGAUAUUUUAGAGAGCGAUGAAGUGACAUCUGUUGCUAUGUCAUCAGUCAGCAGGAGCUUCUCUGCUGUAAUUGAUGAAGUAGCAAAUUUGUUUGCAACAAAGUCUACUCCAAUGACUAAAAAUGACUUGGAGAUAAAUGAGCAUGUUGUGACUAAUGGAGCUUUAAAAUUAGGAGGUUCACUGGAACCAUUUGUAGACAUAAAUAAGGUGGAGUUGCAUUUUGUUAAGCUGCUACCUGUAAUGAAUGAACUCAUCACCAAGAACACCUGCAAGGGCAAUACUAACAUUCCAGAUUUGUUGACUCAACAGUUAACUCUCAAUGACAAAUUGAAACUCCUCGGAGCAAACAUCUAUGAAGUAUUUAGUAGUGCAUAGUAAUAAUAUGUCAAUACAAUAUUGAUUCAAUGAUUUACAAAGAAUAAUGAUUGACCAUACCAUUGAUAAAAUUGAUGUUGGUCAAUUUUAUUGAUCCCAUAUAGAUACCUAGUCUUGCUAAUCACCAAUUACACUAAGAAAUUAAAUAAAGUGUAUAUUAAGGUUAUUGAAUGCCAAUGGCAAUAAAGGUUAAAUCAUCAAUUUUUUGUUGAUCAUUGAAAUGUCCAUUGUUGCAGUAAUUAUAGAAUUAGUUUGAAAUUGUUUUUAUAAUUUUGUGGUGAAAUGUUUAAAGCUUAUCUGAAAAAAUGUACCCAAUAAUUAAUUGUUUUAUAUUAAAUAAUAAAUUUGUUUAUGCAAAAAUAGUGCAGUCACUAGUUGCACAUAAUUGUCUCAAGAAUUAAACCCUUGACUGUAAGAAAGGUGUUAAGUUCUUUUAUAUUUUUAUUCUGCAUUUUCGGGGAAAUUAAUAAAUGUUCAAUUGUA